Ichthyophthirius multifiliis is the source of this 1035-nucleotide messenger RNA. RefSeq lists its product as hypothetical. The record is from RefSeq and is a predicted model, not a curated record. The transcript has 2 exons. Gene Ontology annotation, cellular component: cytoplasm; nucleus. NCBI's taxonomy places the organism in Eukaryota, Ciliophora, Oligohymenophorea, Hymenostomatida.
AUGUAAACAAAAAAAGUUGCAACACAUUCAGGCUGUUUCCAUUGUGAUGAAGUUUUAGCUUGUACAAUGCUAACUCGUUAUACAAAUGAAUUUAAAAACUGUUCUAUUACAAGAACUAGGGAUUAAAAAAUAAUUGAUGAGCAUGAUAUUGUAGUAGAUGUUGGUGGUUUAUAUGAUCCCUCAAAACAUAGAUAUGAUCAUCAUUAAAAUUCUUUUACUGAUACAUUUAGUGAAGAAUUUUAGAUAAGAUUAAGUAGUGCUGGUUUAAUAUAUAAGCAUUUCGGAAUGGAAAUUGUUAAAAAUAUUUGUGAUAAAAUUUUAGAAUAAAAUAAAUAAUAUUUACAAACUGAAAUUUAAUUAAACGAAACUAUAUUAUAAGAAAUCUAUUACAGAAUUUAUAAAGGAUUUAUUAUGUCUGUAGAUGCUAUUGAUAAUGGUAUUGAUUAAUACCCUAAAGAUAUAAAGCCUUUAUAUUAUAAUAAAACAUCACUAUGGUCAAGAAUAUCUCGCUUACAACCACAUUGGACAGAAAAGUAUAUUGAAGACGAUAUUUAAAGAUUUAAUAAAGCCAUGGAUAUGGCUGAUGAAGAGCUUUUUUCAUAAGUAAAAGUAUUACUUUUGAGUACAAUUCCAGCGAGAGAAUGUGUCAAAUAAGCAAUUAAUGGAAGAUUUAACAUACAUUAAAGUGGAUAAAUUAUAGCAUUCGAAACUCCAUUGCCUUGGAAAGAUCAUUUGGAGGAUUUUGAAAAUGAAAUGGAUAUAAAAGGAGUAAUUAAGUUUGUACUUUUUCCUGAAAGCGAAGAAAAAAAAGCCUGGAGGGUAUAAGGAGUGCCAGUUAAUUAAGGAAGCUUUGAUUUAAGAAUUGGGUUGAAAAAAGAAUGGAGAGGAAUUAAAGACAUGGAUAUUUUAAAAAAUGUAACAGGUAUUUAAGAUAUUGUAUUUGUUCAUAAUAGUGGAUUUAUUGGAGGUGCGAAAAGUUUUUAAAGUACUUUAAAGAUGGCUUUGGAAAGUAUUGAAAACAUAUAAUGAAAUUUA